ACUGAGUGGCAGAAGCUGGGUCGGGGUUGCAGCUCGGGUGCUGCAGGCGCGCGAGGUACGAGAGGGUAGAGUUGUCCUGCUGGGGAGGAUCCGGAACCACGCAAGAGUUCCUUAACCGAGAGGCGCCAGGCCUGUGACCGUGCACGGGAACAGCAGUGCAGAUCUCCCGAUGACAGGGUGCAGUCCUGUGUUUGCCAUGCAGCACACUGUGGGUGUGUCCCACAUACUGGUGCGGAGAGGCCUCCUUGGAAGGGACCUCUUUAUGACAAGGACUCUCUGCAGCCCAGGCCCCAGCCAGCCUGGAGAGAAAAGACCUGAGGAGGCGGCCCUUGGGCUGUAUCACCGGCUCCCAGCACUGGGAAGAGCCCUGGGGCACAGCAUUCAGCAAAGAGCCUCCUCCACAGCCAAGGCUUGGUGCGACAGAUAUGAAGAGUUUGUUGGACUCAAUGAGGUUCGAGAGGCCCAGGGAAACGUGACUGAGGCAGAGAGAGUAUUCAUGGUGGCUCGCGGGCUUGUCCGAGAGGCUCGGGAGGACUUGGAAGUUCAGCAGGCCAAGCUAAAGGAGGUGAGGGACCGCUUGGAUCGUGUCUCCAGGGAGGACAACCAGUACCUGGAACUGGCUACUAUGGAGCACAGGAUGCUGCAGGAGGAGAAGAGGCUUCGCAUGGCCUAUCUGCGUGCAGAGGAUGCUGAACGAGAGAAAUUUUCCCUCUUCUCUGCUGCUGUGCGGGAAAGUCAUGAGAAGGAGCGCACGAGGGCUGAGAGGACCAAGAACUGGUCCCUCAUUGGGUCAGUCCUGGGAGCCCUGAUUGGUGUGGCUGGCUCCACCUAUGUGAACCGUGUACGGUUACAGGAGCUGAAGGCCUUGCUCCUGGAGGCACAGAAGGGGCCUGUGAGUCUCCAGGAGGCCAUCCGAGAACAGGCGUCUAGCUACUCCCUCCAGCAGAGGGACCUCCAUGACCUCAUGGUGGACCUGAGGGGUCUGGUGCACGCUGGGCUGGAGCAGGGCUCUGGGUCACGGGCAGAUACUUCCCCUACUCAGGACAGAAACACAGAUGUCCUUUCAGCUGCAUUGGAAGAGCAGCUCAGUCAUUCCAAGCAGGUCCAUUCAUGUCUAGAGGGUUUACAAGAACAGCUUGAUGGCCUGGAAAAGACUUUCAGCCAAGUGGCUGGGGUGGUUCAGCUUGCAAAGUCUGCAGCACAUCCAGGCCCGGUGGAGCCAGGAGACAAGGCUGUGCCCAGCUCCUUGCUGGAGCAGGGGAGCAUGAUCUUGGCACUGUCAGAUAUGGAGCAGAGGCUAGAAGCCCAAGUCAACAGGAACACCAUCUUUAGCACGCUGGCCACCUGUUUGACAUUUGUGGCCACACUGCCUGUGCUCUACAUGCUGUUCAGGUCCAGCUAGCCCCUGGACUCUCCUUCAGAGGGUCUGAGGGGGUAGUUGUGAAUGUGGAUUUAGUUAGAGAAUCCCAGCAAUGAAGUGAGCCUUUGGGGGCAUACACAACCUGAGUCUGAGCACCAUCUGUGUGGCUCACCAGCAGGCAUACUUUGCUGUGUAAGC
Molecule: messenger RNA, 1558 nt
Organism: Cynocephalus volans (Philippine flying lemur)
Lineage: Eukaryota; Metazoa; Chordata; Mammalia; Dermoptera; Cynocephalidae
Gene: CCDC51
Product: coiled-coil domain containing 51
Exons: 4
Coding region: 170-1402 (410 amino acids)
Source: RefSeq, a predicted model, not a curated record